AUGGCAAUGUUCGGUGUACUUGUUUCUGGUAGAUUGGCGCAGACUGAUUUCGUUCAAGCAGAUCCCACGCAUUUCCUUCUAACGAUCAACGAUGCUGACAAUAUAAACUAUGUGGUCGUAUUCAUGACUGGAACCACGCCUUUCCCUGAUGACAUGGGAGGUGGAGUGUACUUCAGUUGGCCAAGUGCGGAAGCUCCUCCUCAAUGGCAAUACCUCGGACAGAUCUCAAACGAAAAGCCCUCGGCGAUAUUCCGCAUAUCCCGGCUCAAGUCGAGCGGCCUGGAGGCGUCCUCUGUCCCUGUGGGCUUUGGCCAGAAGGUGACGCACAACGCCCAAAUCGGCAUUUCCCUGGAACCCCUGCAAGUGCUUCGCUCCAUGACACCAGCAGUGGAAACAUCCGCUGAAUUGGCAGCCGUGGGCUUCGUGGAAUUCACUCAGCGGAUGUUGGAGUCGUUUCUCAACUUUGUGACGAGUUUCAGUCAGACGCAGGGACAGAUGUCGCCCGCUCCCAACGAGAUCUUCGUGCCGCUAUCCUACGUCCAGACGUGGUAUCAGAAUUUCGAGCGGCGACUGGCGCAGAACGUGUAUUUUUGGAAGAAUUGAGCGUUUUUACACUAUAGGGCAUGAUUAAAAAAUGGGUUCCUCGCACGUGGCUCCUGAACGCCCGUCAUUUCCACCACUGCUUCCUGUUCAUUAUUCCAUUGAUUAAUUGCUGCUUUUUCUUUUUAUACAAUGUGUCUGUGCAGAUAAAGUGCCUGCAUGCCUGCAACUUGAGAUGCCAAUAAGAGAGCUGAAAUGAACUACCGUAGAACUCAUUAUCAAUU
Messenger RNA from Notodromas monacha, 824 nucleotides. NCBI's taxonomy places the organism in Eukaryota, Metazoa, Arthropoda, Ostracoda, Podocopida, Cyprididae. The record is from the annotation of a GenBank genome assembly.